AAAGAAAUUGAGAGACACUCAGGAAGUUAACAGGGGAAGUUCGGUGGUUUCUUGCGUCAUCAUUUUAUGCUGCUACUUGUGUGCCGAUGCAGAGUGAAGGGUGAAAGACAAACCAAGCUAUGUUGUAACACUCCGGCUUUUACACACCAACUCGUACCAAUGCAGCAGAGCUUACCGAAGGAACAACCUGCACCCAACAACAUGCACUGAAGCAAAGCAAAAGGAAACAGAAACGACAGCAGCAGCAGCAGCAGCAGCAGGACGGUGAAAUCACUGAAAUGUACAGCGCCUCUGUACAGCCACUGUCACAUUAACCGAGUUGGUUAACACAUCCGAGAUCCACACAGACAGUCAGUCGGUCGGUCGGUCGGUCAGUCAGUCGAUCGGUCGCAAGCAGAGCAGCUCGGGCCGGUCUGAAUGUGAGGUGGAAACAGCCAACAGGAAGAGAUGAGGAGAGUUCGGAGAAAAGGAGGGAACAAAGAGAAGGUGUUUGGAUGUGAUCUGCUGGAUCACCUGAAUGCCUCCUCUCAAGAGAUCCCUCAGGUCCUGCGGUGCUGCAGUGAGUUUGUUGAGACACAUGGAAUCGUGGAUGGGAUCUACAGGUUGUCCGGCGUGUCGUCCAACAUACAGAAACUACGGGGAGAGUUUGAGAGCGACGGGAGUCCAGAUCUGAACAAGGACGUGUACCUGCAGGACAUCCACUGUGUCAGCUCUCUGUGUAAAGCGUAUUUCAGAGAGCUGCCCAACCCUCUGCUCACGUACCAGCUGUAUGACAAGUUUGCUGAAGCUGUGGCCAUCCAGCUGGAGGAGGAGAGGCUGGUCAAGAUCAGAGAUGUGCUGAAAGAGCUGCCGAGACCACAUUACAGGACUCUGGAGUUUCUUAUGCGCCAUCUUGUCAGAAUGGCAUCACAUUCCUCAGAGACCAACAUGCACGCCAGGAACUUGGCCAUCGUGUGGGCCCCCAAUCUGCUCAGGUCAAAGGAUAUUGAGGCGUCUGGGUUUAACGGCAGAGCGGCCUUCAUGGAGGUCAGGGUUCAGUCCAUCGUGGUGGAGUUCAUCCUCACUCAUGUCCCUCAGCUGUUUCCUGAACAAGGUCUGUUGAGUGAGAGGAGGAAGUCCCUCCCUUCCCCCACAGCAGCGUCCUGUCAGGAAGAAGGGUUUUUCAAAUCUGUUCCUGCUCAACCUGUCCCCAACUUUGGUAAUAUCAGCCCAGGAGACGGCCCUCUACCCAUAAGACCCUACCACGCUAUCAUUGAAGGCACUGACAAGAGGAAAGGAUCUCUCAAGGGCAGAAAGUGGAUGUCCAUCUUCAACAUCGGAGGACGAUUCCACGACCCACGACGGCGGCAGAAACACUCAGCCAAAGAGAAAGACGGACCCGUUUUGAGACCAGCAAGAAGCAUGGACUCCCUCAGCUCCCCGUCCUAUCCGAAUGAAGGUUCCAGACGUGCUGGCCAGCACCCACCUUCCACCAACCCCUCCACAACGUCACCCCUCAUCACCUCCUCCCCCAAACCCGGCUCAGAGGCGUCCACUGGUGCGAUAGGUGGCAGUGAAUAUGCUGUGACCUACCGCAGGGGAACCGGAUUAGUAAGCGGGGGGACCCAGGGCACUUACACUGCCCUUGACCCUGAGGGUUUGGGACUCGCAAGCAAUGAGAAUCUCCAGUCCAGAUCCCCAGGACUCUCCACUAAAGCAGGCCGAAGAGCAGCCAUGCACAUCACGGGGCCCACCUUAGUCACUGUGCCCCUGCAUAUCACCUCUAACCUGGCAUUAGGAGUGCUGCAAGGCGGCGGCGGCGACAGGGUCAUCCAUCGUGGCAAAGAUAAAGAAGGAGACAGGGUGGAAGGUAAGGAGGAAGGAGAGAAGGCGGAGAGGCGGGAGAGCAGAGUGGUGGAAAGGAAGGUGGAAGAUGACAGAAAGGCUGAGGAGAAGGAGAAUAAUCACAAUGGGAAAGUGGCAGACGGGGAAGAAGUUAUGGAUGCAGAAGGGAAUUCGGGCGCAGGAGGUGACAAUGAAGGAAAGAAGGAGGAGGAGGAGGAGGAGGACAGAGUGCAACGUCGAUGGAAGAAGAUGGGAGGUCGAAGUGUGUCCAGAGAGCAACGAGCCAAAAGCCUGACCUCCAACACUGAGGAAGAUGAAGUCAAGGACGGUGAUGAAAAUAGUGAAUACAUGGACAUGAAGGGAAUGAAUCCCACCGAUUUUCAGCCAGAGGUGAAUGAGUAUGUUUUUGAUGCGUCAGACGUCCUCAACUCAACUGAGGUGGAACAGGAUGACUUGGGGCUCUCCGGCUACGUUGAAGAUAACUUUGAAUUCCUGGACCAUAUGGACUGCAACGCCUCGUAUCAGGUGAAGGAGUUCUCUGUCGAACCUCCCGGUCACUCGGACGAUGAGUAUGAGCUUAUGGAGCAAAAUCAAUCCUCCAGUCCUCCUGCAGAGCCCCAGAGACAGCAGCAGCUUGACCCUGAGGCACACAGUCCCGCAGAGCUAAAGCCACACAGGCCGCUCAGCCUCGACAUACAGAACCGACACACUAAGUCCCUCAGCUUGCCUUACAUGACCUCACCUGUCCACGGACCAGACGAGUCCUCCUCUGAAGACGAGGCGGCAGGGGACGUCAGUUACGAUCACGAUUACAGCAGUGAGGACGACGAGUGCAUGUUUGUCAAGAGCCUGCCCCCUGAUUUCUUUCUGAACGACCACGAACGAUUUGAACCGGAUGUUGAACCCGACUGCUGCGAUCUUGAUGGAGUCCCUGUUGAUCGGUUACAGAUCUCUGAGGAAAGAGAACACCAGUCACCAAACACUGAAUUUCCUGCACAUAAAGAAUCGAAUGAUGAAGAUCAGGAGUGGGAAAGGAAGGACGAAGAAGAUGAGGAUGAAGAAAAGGAGUUAACAAAAAUGGAUGAAGUUGUUCACCAGGAGGGAGACCAUCCAGAAAACAACUGGCAAAGCAAAGUGACAGAGGAAGAUCACACAGAUCAACAUCUCACUUCAGAGGCAUCGACACACUGCAGCGAUGACUUUCCACCGCCGGGUGGUGACGAAUCGGGCACCACGGCUCACAUGAGGGUCACGGAGGAGAAAGAAGUUUCUGACAAUGCUCUCACUGAUUACCCACCUUGUCAUGCAGAUUCUUGUGUCGUACAGAAAGAAACUGUGGCCGAUGCUACGUCAGAGGAGUCCGGAGACCCGACUGUAGGGGCAGCAGAACAGCCCAGAACCUCUGCUAGAGAGGAUACAAACGAGAGAGACAGUGAUGAAGGAGAGGACAAGACGGUAUGCAAAGAAGUAGAGGACACAUGUCAAGAAACUGUUCUGGAAAUAAAAGAAGAUGAUGAGGGCAUGUGGGGAGAAACCACUGAGGAAGGCAAUGAGGUGAGAGCUGACAAAAAACAUGAAGAGAAGAUGCAGGAAGGUGACAAAGAGCAGGAUAUUGUAAUUUGUAGGACAAACAGUGAAAUCUGGGAUGAACUUGAGGAUGUUGUAUGUAAAGUAAUAGAAGAAGAGGAAAGUAAGCAGGCUGAGAAGACGAGUGGAGGACAAAGUGUUGCUGAGGAGGGAGAUAAGGUCGAAGAUGUGGCAGCUGGAAAGCAGGAAGAGCACAUAGCACGGGUUUCAGGAGAGAAAACGGUGGAAGUUGACGAAGCAGGGACAAACCAGAGAGAAGUUAGCGUCGAGGCAGCUGAAGCAAAGCUCAAAGACACGCAGAUGCAGCAGGAGUUUGAGGAAAAAGAGACGAGUGAACUAGAUGAGGCAAUUCAAGGGAAGCACGUCGUCAACGACGAGGCCCAGCAUCACGACAGAGAGGAAGUGAUUCCAAAUGAACAAGAGAAGAAUGACAAAGAAGGAGCCGAAGACCAGCGAAGAACGCAGCCAAGUGUAGAUCUGAUCAGGGCUGAUAUGAAGGUACUGAAUGAGGGCAGAAAGUGUGAGACAAGUGACUGCAGCCAUGGAGGAGUAGGAAGGAAGCUGGUCACUUCCAGACACCCGAAGGUUCACCAAGUCAAAGCGGUGCCAGUCGUGCCUCCGAAGCCGCAGCACUGCAAAAUCACCGCCCUGACCCUCCGACAGCAGCAACAGCAAAGGGAGAGAAGAGACGCCGACAGAGAGAGAGAAAACUCGCUGAAAGUCCAGACAGAGCGGGACAAAGACGAGGAGGACGGAGACGACGGCCGGGGGGAACGGGACAAGCCGACGCUCAGGGGAGGGGAGAGAGAGAGGGAGAGGAGGAGGGAUGGCGAUGAGAGUGCCGCCAUGAGGGACACGAGCAGGAACAGUCCCAUCAGCAUGUGUUUUGACGAGGCCGUCGCCAUAGCAACCAUGAGGCGGGAAAAAGAGAAGGAGUGUGAGAAGGAGAGGCAGAGGGAGCGGGGAAAUGAAGCACAGUGAAUUUCAUUUUUUUUUUGUCUGUAUAUUGAUUUAAACUGAUUUGACUAUACAAACUAUUUGUGUAGCACAGGGGCUUUAACUUCCCAGCACUGGCUGAGGAUUUUCUUCCAGUCUUUCUUACAGUGUUGUCCAUGCAGCACUACUAAAGAUGUAAAGAUUUAACAGUGUUAGCAUCUUAAACCCCUAAUGGCACCAGGACAUCAGGAAGCUAGUGAACAUCUGCAAGUGUGCUACCUGCUAUUAAAUUAACUAAACAAAAAGCAAGCACAGAGAUGGGAUUAAAUGUGAAGUGCUGCUGAAAUACAGUGAGGAUGAAAUGUUUGACAAUCCAUCUGAAUAAACUGAUGUUUUCUAUCUAAACCCA
Molecule: messenger RNA, 4756 nt
Organism: Scatophagus argus
Lineage: Eukaryota; Metazoa; Chordata; Actinopteri; Scatophagidae
Gene: arhgap30
Product: rho GTPase-activating protein 30
Exons: 14
Coding region: 448-4392 (1314 amino acids)
Biological process (GO): small GTPase-mediated signal transduction
Molecular function (GO): GTPase activator activity
Source: RefSeq, a predicted model, not a curated record